This is a messenger RNA of Kwoniella shivajii, 6483 nucleotides long. RefSeq lists its product as uncharacterized. The coding region runs from base 1 to 6483 and encodes 2160 amino acids. Gene Ontology annotation, cellular component: THO complex part of transcription export complex. The transcript has 13 exons. NCBI's taxonomy places the organism in Eukaryota, Fungi, Basidiomycota, Tremellomycetes, Tremellales, Cryptococcaceae. The record is from RefSeq and is a predicted model, not a curated record. Gene Ontology annotation, molecular function: mRNA binding. Gene Ontology annotation, biological process: mRNA processing; mRNA export from nucleus.
AUGCCUCCUCGGCGUGCAUCGAAGCAGUCAGCCUCAAUCGCGUCAGGCUUCUCUGAAGGCUCGACUUCAACUUCCCAAGAGUUAGUUCCGAGCGAUGUCGGACCUAAAAUAACCGAUGCUCUGUCAUCCUGGACUUCGGGAGGCGAAGAUAUCCUCAAAAACUUGAUAUCGACUCAACUCGAAUCAGCUGUAACUUCCGCAUCAACCUUGAGUACAAUACCCCUGUCGAAUACCAUUAUUCAGAUCCUAGCAUCGCAAUUAGAUCCAAAUGCUGUAGCGGAACUGUUCACCAAAAGUAUCGAAGGAUCAGACGAAGGUCAUGUGGAGGUAUUUGGCGAAGCUUUGGUGGAUGUUGUAGAAGUUAUGGAACAGGAGAGGGAAGAUACUGUGGAAGAGCAGAAACCAAACGAAGAUACCGAAAUGACCGAAUCCGAGGGGAAACCGAAAUCACCUUCUGGUUUACCAGUUAUCAAACUUCUCCUUGAGAAGGACAGACUUCCCCCUCACAUUGCAAACCUUCUCUUGAAUGCCGAUCGUCUUGUCGACCUUGGUUUACAUCCUUUCCCUCGUCAACCCCGAGCUCUGCAAAGCGCUCUAGUGAAGAAAAAUACCACUCUCUUCUUCAAGCAAAGAAAGUACAAUCUAAUGCGAGAAUGUUCAGAAGGAUUUUCUGGACUUAUCGUACUUCUUACAGGUCCAGACGCUCUACCUCACUCUGUCGAAGAGACUUUAUCGGAAACAGAUUUGGAAAGAAAGGAACGAGCAAACAGGGUUUGGUCGAAAAUCAUGGGAUUGAUAGGAUACUUCAAUUUAUCUCCCCCAAGAGUACUAGACAUCAUCCUUGAGAUUUUUAGUUGUCAUGUGGCGGUACACUGGAGAUUCUUUCUAGAACUUUUGAAAUGCUCACCAUGGGGUGCAGCUGCACUUGGAGCUAACGAUAAAGGUAAAGGCAAGGCAGUCGUAUCAUGGCCAGAGGAUGAACUGGAGAGUGUAGGAGAUGCAUUGCACCCUGGCGGCGAUCGAGUCCUGGCUCAGGUAUUAGGCUUCAAGUUUGGUUUCUAUCAGAAGCCCGAAGGAGGUGAAACACCUAUAGGUCUGACUUACAUGGCCGCUCUUCUGCUCAAGCACAGUUUUGUCAGCUUAGCCGACCUCCUACCAUUUCUUUCACCUGAUGAUUCGCAGAUGGAGGAAAUUAGGAAAAAGUGGUAUUCUUCUGUUAGCUCACGUUCUGGACCAUCCAAUGCCUUAUCAAACACGGUUCUUCAAGAUGAUGAGGCGCCAGUAGCAUCGACCGCUAACGAUUCAGAGACUGGUGGACCACCUCCUAAACCUCCUCCCGAACAGCGGAUACAGCUCGCCCAAGCUCUCUUGGCUAUUGGUGAUUUACCUUCGGCACUAUAUUUCCUCAGCAGAUUCCCUUGGAUAGCUCAAAGUUAUAUCGCUAUUGCUGAUCUCAUACUGCGGACACUUUCACAUGCCCUCGAGGAUCUCUAUAGAUCGUAUACACCGCCCACCACCGAUGCGGAUGACGAAGACCUUUUGAUGGAUGUGAAAGCGCCUACCGCAUCUGACGAACUCAAGGAACGUUUCCCUACCCUUCAUUCGCCUCCGCCACCCGAAACCAGCAUACGGUCUUUCGAGUUUUUCUACCCUGAUUGGAGAACAGGCGUGGAAGUCUGGACAUCCGCAGAAGAAAUACACUCAAAAGGGCUGAGGUGGCUUUCUCUUAUUCGGGGACUAGGUGGAAGGGACUCUUCGAUCAUGGUGAAAAUAUGCCGAAUCGGGGUUGCUCACUUCUCUGCUUUACGUCAGGAGAAAGAAGCCAGAUAUGAUUCAGAUAAAGCGAUAAGGCAAACAGUCAGUGCAGAACCCACGGCACAAGAGAUGAAGCCUUGGCUUGACAUCAUACGGAUGUCACUACUUCCUUCAUUAUCCUGCUCCAACGCAACAGCAGCGUUCGAUGUGGAACUGUGGUCUCUACUCAGCUUCUUUCCAUACACCGUGCGGUACAGUCUAUAUGGAGAAUGGCGAGACAGUACUUGCAAUUUUAAGGGAAGGACUCCUUGCGUAGUCGCUUCGCAUGCUGCUGCUGAAUGCACCAAAGAAGUACAAAAAGCGCUGCGACGGGUAACGUCUUCUUCAACCAGUGGAUCAGCAUCAGCUGCUACACAAGCUGAAAGACAUUCAGCUCGGUCGCUCGCAAAACUCAGUCAUGGAAAUCCACUCUUCCUCUGGACCACUGCUGUCACUCAAGUAAAGGCUUACCCUAAUAUCGGUCAAGCCAUUGUGGACGCUGGAAGAUACAUGACUCAACUAUCAUUUGAUGUAGCCACCUUUGUCAUGCUCGACACACUAUCCGAUGACAGGGCACAACGUCUUAACGAGACCGGUACCGGGGUGGCCAUGUGGCUUGAACGUUUAUCCAAAUUUGUUGGUGAUUUCAAUCGUCGCUAUACCAAUAUGGAUCUCGGCCCUGUUCUACAAUAUAUCAUCAACAGACUUAUGCGAGGCCAUUCAGGAGAUUUAAUCAUACUUGAAAAGUUGAUGAGUACUAUGUCUGGAAUUGAACCUGUUCCAAAUGAUGGUGUCUCUGAGAAACAACUACAAGCCUAUGGUGCUGGUAAGGAAAUGGUACGAGAGGCGUUCAACGCUACUCGUGUACAAAUUGCUCCUCCACCCGAGCCUGGCAGUACGGAUAAACCAAAAGAAGGACCUGUAGAUAAAGUGAAAAAUAUCAAGAAAUCAUUACCUAGAUUAGUGAAUGCGCUGCGAGGGACCGGUCUAGCUCUUCCCAUUUGGAUCGCCCUUGCACAAACUAGGCAAGCUGUUGUCGAUAAAUUAGCGAACACACCGCUUAAAGCUAUGAACCUGGUACAAGACACUUGUCACACUGCAUUCAUCCAAUUUGGUGAUUUCCUUGCAGAGCAGCUAUCUUCAGAAGAACAAUUGAGCUCCACUCCCAAUCUCCUGGAAUUAGUGAAUGAUUUCAAUCUUGAAUACGGGAUGGCUUUCCAAAUCCUUCGACCUCGACUAAAUGUUGAAUUGGAACGAGCAAAAGCAGAAUGGAAUGCCGAUGUACAGAAGCGAUUGGACGCGGCCAGGAGAGCGAAAAGUGAACAGGUGAAUUCGCCUAUUAAGGGUACCAACGGUCUUCCCGACUCACCGAGUGUGGCAACUUUGGUAGAAGGAGAGGACGUCAACAUGGAAGAAAUAAAGACGGAGCAUGUAAAUGGUGAUACAAUAUCCACUGAAACAACAAAUACCCCAGCGCCGAAAGCUGGUGGGAAAGCGAAACCCUGGUGGCCUCUCGCUUUGACGGCAACGAUGAAACAGGCUAAACAACUUCUCCCUGAUGACGUAAAUGAAGUCUUGAGUGCUCCGUUCUUUGUUAUCUUCUGGCAUCUUACUAUGUCCGAUAUUGCCUUUUCAUCUGAAAGUUAUGACGAAGCUAUCAAAGCCAUCAAUCGAAAUAUCUCCGUUGUUUCUGGAUGGCGAAUAAUGGCUAAAGAUAAAUCAGCUUUAGCUGAUCAACAAGCCGAAUUAACCAGGUUGAGAAAUAGAGUUGCUAUUUUGGACAAAGAGAAAGAAGCACAUGGUAAAGAAGUGAAAUCUAGCCGGAAAAGAUUGAAGUCGGAAUCUUCCAAAUGGUUCGGCAAGUCAAUUGUCGAUCGAAAUCAGACCAAAUACCUUGCUUCUCAACUUCAUCAAUAUUGUUUCUACCCUCGAGCGAUCCUUACACCUUGUGAUGCUGUCUUCGUAGCAAAUUUCAUCCGAACGGCGCAUGACUUGGGUACAGUCGGAUUUUCCACUCUAUUCGUCUAUAAUACAUUCUUCAACGACAAUCUCGCUGGAUGUAUAUUCUCUUGUACAGAUAGUGAAGCUAGAAAUCUAGGAAGAUGUCUCGCGGCCAUUUUAUCCGAUUUGGAUGUUUGGCAUCGAGAUGAGAAGAAAUAUAAACGCGAAGCUCUUGGACUACCGGAAGAUCCAGUUGAGGGGAAAACGUCAAAACCUCUUCCUGGAAUGUUAGUCAAACCAAGAGGAUCGGAUGUAUUCAGACCCAUGUUGUGGAGAGAAUUUAGAGGAUAUUAUAAAACCUGUCAUAACACUCUUACAAAGGCUUUGGUAUCAUGCUGGUCUGAAGCUGAAUUCAUGCACAACAAAAAUGCGAUCAUCGUCGCUUUGCAAGUUAUCAAGUUCUUCCCUAUCAUGGAUACCAAUGGUAAGGAUAUCGAAGAUGCUGUCAGGAAAUUACAAAGUGGCGAUAAUGGAGAAAUCACGAAUGAUCUGAAGAUGCUGUGUCUUUCUUUCCUGACUAGUUUGAAGAAGAGACAGGAAAUCAGACCAUACUUACCGGAAGCGAAAUUUUUCUCUCCACCUAAUCAACGAAAUGGUCAAGCCAAGAAUGCGCCCACUGGUCCCCGAUCAGGGGACAGUCCCGCUACUAAUGGAGACGCCACACCGCAACCUAGUACAAAUGGUGGAUCCACUCCCGUACCUUCAGGUCCAUCCACUUCCGACCCCAAAGCUACUCUGCGUCAACAGUUGGAAGAGAGUCGAGCGAAACAACUGGCUAUCAAAGGAGAAUCAAAGGGUACCCCUGAACCGGUGGCCCAAGCUUCGAAAGCUGCUACGCCAAUCCCGUCUCGAGCGCCAUCCCCGUCGCAAGAAAUGAACAAACCUGCCUCCCCACCUGCUGGUCCGAGACAAACACGAUCUUCUGCUGCUCCUACAGGUCCUUCAGGUGGCAAUCGUUCUACUUCCGACAAUCGGAAUACACCAGCCCCAACAGGACCUUCCACCAGAGGACCGCCAGAGAGACCUGGGUCUAGCGCAACGGCAACCACAUCCACUGCUGCUAUGGGACCUCCGAGUGAUCUCUCAGUAGAUGAAGCUCGUGCAGCUGCUAGAGCCAGAAAAUUUGGUAUUAUCAAACGACCCGCUCCCCCACCUUCCUCGGCUUCCCCUGGUCCCACUUCUGCACCUACUAUGCCUUCCGCUCCCCCCAUUCCAGAUGAUCCACCUCGAGCGAAAUCACCUACACCAGUCCCAUCAAGAAGGACUUCUCCCGCUCCUCGAACACACAGAAGCGGUAGUGUCGAAUCUAAAGCCAGUGUUGGCUCAAGGAGGUCAUCUAGGCGAGACAGAGAUGACCGUGAUAGGGACAGUAGGGAUAAGAGAAGACGGGAUGAAAGGGACAGGGAUCGAGACAGAGAUAGAGACAGGGAUAAGACUCGCGAACCUUCGACUACGGGCGUGGAAGAUGUCCGAGACCGCCGAAGACAGGAAGAUCUACUACAAGCUAGGCAUGAUAGACUGGCCACUACAGCUGCUUCUGACGAUCGACGCGGCGACUCCAGACGUGGAUCAAGAGACACAACAAGUCACAGAAAGGAUCUUGAGAAAGAUAAAGAAGAUAGAAAAGCCAAAGACAUAAAGGAAAGAAGUGGUGCCAGUCACAGAGAAAGAGACCGAGAUGAGAGAGGUGAAAAGAGGAAAAGAGAUGAAGAACCCCGAAGAAUUGACGAACCCCCAAAUGCAUCAAGAAGAGAUAGGGAUAGAAGACAUGAUGAUCGAGAUCGGGACGUCAGAGGCACAGAUCGAGAUCGUGAGAGGGAUAGGGAUAGGGAUAGGGAUAGAGAUCGACGUGAUAGAGAUAGAGAUGACCGUGAUAGACGUGGAGGAAGGGAUGAGAGGAAUCCAAGGGAUAAUCGAGAUAAUAGAGAUAGUAGGCCUUCAAGAGAUAUUCAACAAGACAAUCGAAGAAGCCCUAUACCAGAUCGAAGACCAAAUGAUCCUGUACCUCCUAAUGGUCGACCAAGCGGCGGUGGCGGAGUCGGUGGGGAUCGAACGCCUAAAAGAGGAGAUGACAACUCAUCAAAGGAGUUACUCCCUCCUCUCGCUCAACUUCCACUUCAGACGAGAAAUGAUGAACAAGGUCAAGGCUCAAGACAAAGACCCGAUGAUAGGAUUGUCGAACCACCCAGACAAACAAGAUCAUCUGUUCCUCCCUCCCAACAAAGUACUCAAGGAAGUCAAAGUCAAGGAGGAGGAGGAAAUAAUAAUCGGUUAGCCCAUGCUUUACCUCCUCGACCUGGGCAAAAUAACCAAUCUACCCCUUCGAAUAAUACCAGAGGUGGCGGAGGUGGUGGAGGUGGCGGAGGAAAUGGAAAUGGACCUAGUUUAGCCAUGAGAAUGGGUCCUGCACCUCCAGGUCCGGCUUCAGGAAGUGAAAGACGGAAUUCACCCCCUAGUCAAAGUCAAAAUUACAGAUCUGAGAACAAUUCAAGAGAUGAAAGAACAGAAAACAGCGAGCCAAGAAAAAGACCUUUGGAGGAUAAUGGAACUCCUGCAAGGGAAGAAUCCCCCGGAGCGUCAAAAAGGGUUAAAAUCGAUCGCGAUCGAAUAAGAGGUGGAAAAAGGGAAGGUUCCGGUCCAGGUGGACGGAUCUUUGACGCUGCAAUGGGCGGAGCAAGAGAUAAGUGA